AUGUCGGUGUCCCUGUCCAGCAUCCCUGUAGUGCUGAAGGACAAGUGCUUCCAAGCCGGCAUGCUGAAAGGCAGUCCCGCACGGGGCUUCUACCCUGCCCCUCUCCCCGGCCCCCAUCACUACAUGGACUUCUUCCCGCGGACUCACAACCUCCUCCACCCGCUCAAGUCCCUCGGCCGUCUGGUGUCGGACACUCAGGCGUCCCUGCAGAUCAGCAUGCCCGGCGGAGCCCCUCCGUACCUCGGCCAGGGCGGCCACCACGCCUCGCUCCUGCACGAACACAUGUUGAACGCCUCCGGCUUCCCUUACCUGAGCCAGAUGUUGCCCGGACACCCGCUCUACUCCAAACCAGAGGAGCUGGCAGCUGUGGUGACGGAGCACGCCGCUGGUCCCCUGUCCUCGGACUUCAGCAGCCCGUCCAGUGACCGGUCCUCCUCUGUCUCUUCCUCUGCCACCUCGCCGCCCAAGGAGAGUUUGUUUCGCCUACGGAGCGCGGAGCUGUCGCCGGAAAAAACGCUCACCCCUUAUAAUUUUAGCGAGGACGACUUGUUCAUGGUGCUGUACGGUUACUCUGGCAGCCAGGAGCGAAGCCACGCUAUCUCAGGACUGAUCCUGCCCGAAAAGACAGUGUCUGACUCUCACAUUCUCCCUCUGGACAAAGAAACACUUGAACUUCCAGAGGGGUUAACCAUCCUGCAGACAGCCUGGGGAAACGUCUCACACCGUGGAGUGUUCACAGACAAAAGCAGCAUCCCUAAAGGCACACGCUUCGGACCCUUCCAAGGAAAACUGGUCAAUACCAGCGAGAUUAAAACAUACGACGACAACACGCUGAUGUGGGAGGUGUUUGAAAACGGCCGGUUAAGUCAUUUUGUGGACGGCAGGGGAGGCUCAGGGAACUGGAUGUCUUUGGUGAAGUGUGCUCGAUUCCCAGACGAGCAGAACCUGAUCGCUGUGCAGAUCCAGGGUCAGAUCUUCUAUGAGGCCUGUAAAGAGAUCCGACCUGGGCAGGAGCUGCUGGUGUGGUACGGAGACUGCUACAUGCAGUUCCUCGGCAUCCCUCUCACCCUGAAAGACCCCAGAGAGGACAGCAACGUGCCCCCUCCCACUGAAGAUACUGGUGAGGGCUUCAAGUGUGACAGAUGUGGGAAGGUGUUUGCAUACAAAUACUACAGAGACAAGCACCUGAAGUACACGCGCUGCGUGGACCAGGGAGACAGAAAGUUCCCCUGUCACCUCUGCAACAGAUCCUUCGAGAAGAGAGACAGAUUAAGGAUCCACAUCUUACACGUUCACGAAAAACACAGGCCUCACAAGUGCUCAGUGUGUGGAAAGAGCUUCUCCCAGUCGUCCAGUCUCAACAAACACAUGCGUGUGCACUCCGGAGAGCGGCCGUACAAGUGUGUCUACUGCAAUAAGGCCUUCACUGCCUCCAGUAUUUUGCGCACACACAUCCGCCAGCACUCCGGGGAGCGGCCCUUCAAGUGCAAGCACUGCGGGAAGGCCUUCGCUUCACACGCCGCCCACGACAGCCACGUCCGGCGGACCCACGCCAAGGACAAGCUCUGUCCCUGCAACCUCUGCGGAGCUGCUUUUCAAGAUGAGCAGGAACUUCAGUACCACAUGAACACUCAUAAAAAAAUCUUGGACAGCACAGUUCUUCCGUCUUCUCCGGGGAGUGGAUUUCAGAAGGACUCCGUGUUUCCAGUGAAGGACAAUCCAAAAUUACAGAAAAACACCGGACAAAACCUCCCAUACACCGGGUUAACAGUUUUAAACCCAGAAUAUCGGCCCUGGAACUAG
Molecule: messenger RNA, 1803 nt
Organism: Morone saxatilis (striped sea-bass)
Lineage: Eukaryota; Metazoa; Chordata; Actinopteri; Moronidae
Gene: prdm14
Product: PR domain containing 14
Exons: 8
Coding region: 1-1803 (600 amino acids)
Biological process (GO): regulation of transcription by RNA polymerase II
Cellular component (GO): nucleus
Molecular function (GO): RNA polymerase II transcription regulatory region sequence-specific DNA binding; protein binding
Source: RefSeq, a predicted model, not a curated record